Molecule: messenger RNA, 1674 nt
Organism: Serendipita indica DSM 11827
Lineage: Eukaryota; Fungi; Basidiomycota; Agaricomycetes; Sebacinales; Serendipitaceae
Source: the annotation of a GenBank genome assembly
AUGUCCAGCGAGCUCACAUGCGCUCCAGAAUCAAAGGCCGCGGGCUCUGAGACGCCUGAACGGACCGCGACGAACCCGCCAACGACUCCAGAACCGCCGGAACUCGCCCAUGAUCUCCCUAUUACCGGUCGUCUCUCGAUUCAGGUCACGGCCGCGCGCGAUUUGUCACUUCCGCCCAACACAAAGCUCCCCGAGGCGAUUGCAAAAAUGGUCAACUCGCAGCAAGCACAACUCGCCGCGUCCAUCACUGCUUCCUCCAUCUCCUCUCAGAGAGCCAAGCCGGGUCACAAGCCACGGGACAGCGUCCAGCGCGAACAGAGCUGGUGGCUACCGUACGCCCUCCUCGAGUUUGAUGUCAACGAGGUUCUAAUCGACCCUCUCGGCGGAAGCAUUCAGAGUCCAGUCUGGAUGUACAAUGCUCAUUUUGACAUCUCGCGAACAGCGGAUAUUUCCUUACGCAUUUACUUGCGUACAGAAGCCAUUGCUGGUCAAUCUGGCAAGAAUGAUCCUUAUAUGGGUUCCGUCAAGAUUGUUCCGGACUUUAACAAGUUGGCAAGUUCUUGGCUAUCCGCAAAUAUCAUCGACCAGUGGUAUGAUGUUGUUGGUGGUACCGGACAAGUUCAACUGAGCAUCACAUAUCGUCCUUCAGUCCGUCAAUCCCUGACGAUCGACUCCUUUGAACUUCUCAAAGUCAUUGGCCGUGGUUCAUUUGGCAAGGUGAUGCAAGUUCGUAAGCGUGACACUGGUCGUAUCUACGCCCUCAAGACUAUUCGCAAGGCCCAUAUUGCCGAAAAGGGAGAAGUCACCCAUACGCUCCAUGAGCGUCUUGUUCUCACAAAGGUGUCAUCGCCCUUUAUCGUUCCCCUAAAGUGGAGCUUCCAGUCCGAGUCCAAACUCUAUCUCGUCCUCUCCUACGUUAACGGAGGAGAGCUGUUCCACCACUUGCAGCGAGAGCAAAAGUUCAACGAAGAACGCUCUCGAUUCUAUGCCGCCGAACUUUUACUGGCACUCGAACAUCUUCAUUCUCUCAACAUUGUGUAUCGUGAUCUCAAGCCCGAAAAUAUUCUAUUGGACAUGUCCGGCCACUUGGCACUAUGCGACUUUGGCCUCUGCAAGAUUGAUAUGACAUCUUCAGACAAGACCAACACCUUCUGCGGCACACCAGAGUAUCUCGCACCUGAAGUCCUGAAGCACAUUGGUUAUGAUAUGCGGGUGGACUGGUGGACGUUUGGUGUAUUGCUAUAUGAAAUGCUCGCAGGGCUCCCGCCCUUCUAUGAUGAAAACACAUCCGAAAUGUAUCGUAAAAUAUUACAAGAACCUCUUCGAUUCCCUGAAGAAAUGGGCUCUGAUGCACGCAACCUGAUCACUCGAUUGCUCAACCGUGAGCCGGAAGGGCGUCUGGGAUCCAAUGGUGCAGAGGAGAUUAAGAAGCACGCCUUUUUCAAGACGAUCGAUUUCAAGAAACUGCUCGCCAAGCAGAUUCAACCUCCAUUCAAGCCCAAUGUCAAAUCUGCCGUCGACUGUAGUAACGUGGAUGAAGUGUUCACCUCGGAGGACCCGGUCGACUCUGUCGUCGAAGGCUCGAAGAUUUCGCAGACGGUCCAGAACCAGUUUAUCAACUUCAGCUAUACGAACCCGAACGACCUGGGGACCAGCCCUACCGCCGUCCACUAA